AUGCUGUCACCGUGUCCAGAUAUCUCAGGCGAUCCUCAGGGUAAUUUCGUCAUCGUCGAGCUAUGCGACGAAAUCAGUAUCGACACGAUCGUCCUCGCGAACUACGAAUUCUUUUCUCGGAUGUUCAAACGCUUCAGGGUCAGCGCUUCUCAGACCCUCAAGAGCGGGAGCAGUAGCGACUCUGAGAAUUGGUAUCAGCUAGGGAUCUUCAGAGCAAGGAAUCUCAGAGGCGUUCAAGUCUUCAACACGUCGCUGCCCCAAACCUUCGCGGCCCCUUCUAGAUUCUUCCGUUAUCUGCGCAUUGACUUUCUCGAGUACUAUGGCAACGAGCAUUAUUGCCCCCUGAGUCUUUUGAGGGUGUAUGGUCUGACACAAAUGGACGACUACCGGAGAGAGGAGGAAGAGGAACGCAGA
Molecule: messenger RNA, 414 nt
Organism: Microstroma glucosiphilum
Lineage: Eukaryota; Fungi; Basidiomycota; Exobasidiomycetes; Microstromatales; Microstromataceae
Product: Sad1/UNC-like protein
Exons: 1
Biological process (GO): protein folding in endoplasmic reticulum
Cellular component (GO): cytoplasm; membrane
Source: RefSeq, a predicted model, not a curated record